AGGAAGGUCAUGCUGAAAAUAUUUCUAUCAAAGAGGCACUCAGCUGAAAGGAGUAACUGCUCGGGUUGCACAUUUUGAGUCAUUUUCCCAACUUACGCAUUUCCCCCACCCACACGGCUGCGAGGCAUAAGACGCUUAAUGCAAAUGUCCCAAAUAAACACGGGGUAGUGGAAACGAAUAAACGAUAGUAAUAGAAAGAGCUAAAAAAAAAAAAAAAUAAAUAAAUCCCAAAGGAAAGAAAAAAACUAACCGGUAAGCGAACGAGUAAAAAAUGCUGAAAGCAAUCGUGCCGCUGCUCCUCCUGUUGGCGCUCGCCUUCACCCAAACGGUUAGACUCCAAAGAACGAGCGAUGUCCCCCUGAUCAAUUACCAAAUGAUCCCUUCGCAAAGAUGGAAGGUGUCCGCAAAGGAGUUGGUGAAGUUGAAGGAAAAAUUGAAGAUUUUUGUGGCGGCAGAAAUUCAGAAAGAGGGAUCCAUUCUGCUUCGAAAAUACUACAAGGAAUUUUACCCAUCAGAUGAACAAGCGGAUGAAGCCGAGUCUGGGGAAUCUCCCCCGGAAAAGGAAACUGAGGACGCGCCUCCCUCUGAAAAGGCAGAUAUGGGCGACCAGGACGAGGCGAGUGAUUCCUUCGAUGUAAACGGCCCUGUACAAUUAAUUUAAAUUUUGUGGAAAGGAACGAAAAAAAAAAGGGUCAAUCUGUUUUGUCACUGUUUGUGAUGUUCGCGUGCACAUAUACGUGCGCCGUUUCUUUUGUUCCAUUUGUUUUGUUCCAUCUGUUCGAUUUGUUUUAUUUUAUUUUAUUUUUUUUUUUUUUCCCAUUUUGACACGUUAACGUGGUAAGAGUGUGACAUGCAAACGUCACAUGCGGACGUUUCUUGGCUCCCACAUGUGCCGCUAUGCUUAACUAUUUGCAAAAAUGGAAAAAACGCACAGCCGGCCUUCUCCCCAUGCAGUGUUCGCAACGUAAUCAUCCGCGCGCAGAUUCGCGUGUGCACAUA
This is a messenger RNA of Plasmodium vivax (malaria parasite P. vivax), 999 nucleotides long. RefSeq lists its product as hypothetical. The coding region runs from base 272 to 661 and encodes 129 amino acids. The transcript has 6 exons. The record is from RefSeq and is a predicted model, not a curated record. Lineage: Eukaryota; Apicomplexa; Aconoidasida; Haemosporida; Plasmodiidae.